Messenger RNA from Myzus persicae (green peach aphid), 1418 nucleotides. RefSeq lists its product as uncharacterized. The record is from RefSeq and is a predicted model, not a curated record. The transcript is spliced from 3 exons. NCBI's taxonomy places the organism in Eukaryota, Metazoa, Arthropoda, Insecta, Hemiptera, Aphididae. The coding region runs from base 369 to 965 and encodes 198 amino acids.
AGCAAUACAAAUCAAGGAGUCGUAUGAGCGAAAUUGUAGUGGCAAAACAUUUUUUCAUAAUUUUCUAGUAUUGUCUGCAGUUAUAUCACUUAUACAGCUGUACCGAUGAAAACGAAAAACAUUUUUUCAAUAAUUAAUAUGAUAUUAUAUUAUAUAUUGUUUAAAAAAAUUAAAAAUAAACAUGCGUACCUUAAUACCGUAUACGACAUAAACUGUUCUCAAGGUAACGCUUGUUUGUAUUAUUUAGGUACCUAUUGUUUUACCGUAUUUCACCCGUGAUUAUUUACUCAUGUAAAAAACGAACUUCAUAUAAUUUUAUUCGUUUAAUUAUUUGCUGCUAAUAAUUAACUGAUUCAUCAUUAACCACAAUGAUGGCUGCACAUUCCGAAAAACCAUUUGAUGAUAAUGAUAGCUGUUUUGAACUAUUGUUGUUUUACUACGAAAUCGGUAAAACUAUCGUAUUCUGGACGAAUGUUUUCUUGAUCUCUUCCACCAUGAUUACCGGAAGUUUUGAUCGAUUGUGUUUCGCUACGAGUAAACAUACCGAAAUGGUGGUCCGACGAGUCUAUUCCAUGUUUCGGAUGAAACCACUGGAUAUGAAACACUUCCAAGAGGACACGAUGUUAAUGCGCCAGCAGCGUCACCACGAAAAGAAUCAAAUCGAAAAAUUCGCAUGGCUGAAACGUAGAAUCAUCGAAAAGGAGACACAAAAUGAACGAGACCAACAAUUUAUGAUUUACGACUGGUUGGCGGAUGCGUUGGAUUUUUUACUGAACACGAAAUCCCAUAAUCGUCAACGAUACUGCGACGACCUCGGAGAAGCGGAAUCAAUACCGUUCAAAAAAUCGGCCACUAAAGAUCUGAGAUCGUUCCGAAAUCUAAACACGUCGAUAGUUAUAGAUGCGUUGGACACAUCGACACAACAAUUCAUUUGCCAAGAAUGCGGACUUAAGAUUCAGCGGUAGCAGCUUGGUAAAAAAGAAGAUAUAAUAAUAUUAUAGGUACACGGCUUGUUUCGUUGUACCGAAAAUGUUUAUCACAUAAUUAUUAUUAUUGCAUAAAAAAAUACCUAACCCACUAAUUCAUUUCAACCGUAUUCUGGGUGUUUUCGGAUGAACCAAUGUAUUUAUAGCCUAUUAUAAUACUAUAUGUACCUAUGAGAGAGAGUUGUAAUGUUCUUUUUAGAUAUUCGUUUUAUAGUUUUAAGUUAUAUAAUUAAAUACAUUUAUUUGAUAUUCAUGCCUAUGUCUUCAGUCUUUACCUUUCAUCACGUAAAAAUAAUAGAAACUACUUCACAGUUUGUAGUUAAAAUUUUAAAACGUUGUUACAUAGAUGCAUGGGAUUAUACUUUAGUAUAGUACAACACCAAAAUAAAAGGGUCUUAACAACUUUCUGUUAUUUUUUCUAUAUACUUUAUA